Xylaria bambusicola is the source of this 1143-nucleotide messenger RNA. RefSeq lists its product as uncharacterized. NCBI's taxonomy places the organism in Eukaryota, Fungi, Ascomycota, Sordariomycetes, Xylariales, Xylariaceae. Bases 1 to 1143 code for a protein of 380 amino acids. The record is from RefSeq and is a predicted model, not a curated record. The transcript is spliced from 4 exons.
AUGGAUUCUUCACGGCCCAUGGUCACGGCCGAGAUACCGCCGUUGACUUACAGCGCGCGGUCUAUCAUCGCGACAACUGCGGUGUCGUUCUUUCUGGCAUUGCUGUGGAUUGGGUUUCGCAUUUGGGCGCGUUACUUACGAAGGCUCACACCUUUCCUAUUGGAAGAUAUUUUCGCCUAUAUCGCUCUGCUAGCGCACUUUGGCUACACCGUUAAUAGCAUUUACAUGGCCGUUCGCGGCGGUCUUGGCUACCAUAUCGAACAGUUGCAGCCAUUCCAGAUCGAGAUAUUCUCCAAAACAACCUUCAUUGCGCAGUUAUUGUAUGCUGUCUCACUAGGCUUUAUUAAACUCAGUAUCGCAAGAACCUUUCAACGGAUCUUUCUCACCCGCAGCUUCAGAAUCGCAGCUUAUGUUGCGAUGGGCCUAACUGUUGCCUGGGUCUUACAAACCAUUUUCAUCGGCGCUUUGAUAUGUCAACCGGUAUCGCUGAACUGGGAUCCAAAGGCUCGAGGACACUGUGGCGACGAGAAGGCGGCGUUUACCUCGGUUUCAGCCGUAGAUAUCGUGACUGAUAUAUAUCUUCUGCUGCUCCCAGUCAGACCGUUAUACCAUCUACAAAUCGGCAGGACCCAGAAGAUCUAUCUUGCGUUAAUAUUCAGUGGCGCCUUCCUCACGGUGGCUGUGACAGCUAUCAGGGUCUGGGAAGUGUACGCUGUCGACUAUGACGACCUGAGCUAUUCAAUAAUAACAACCCUGUAUUUAACGAUCAUACAGCCCGGAGUUGGCAUGAUGGUUGCUUGCAGUCCGCACUUGAAACCAAUCCUGGACCUUUUCAGCAGCAGUAGCAAAUCUCGGAAAACCAAAUCCCCUGACUACUCGUCGGAAUCGGGCAUGGUUACUAUUGGUUCGAAGUCCACUGGUGCCAAGUCGAGCAAGCGUUACUUGCUAUGGUCGACAAAUUCCGGGUUCGACCGGAUCGCAGAGGAGCAGGAUCAGAGGGCCAUCGAACUCGGUAACACGGGGGAACACGAAGCGCAUGCCAUUGCACACGAUGGAAAUCGAUCAGACACGGGCCUGGUGCAAGCGGCGGGUGAUAAAGGGAUCGCAGUUAUGAAGGAGACUAUCGUGUCUUCAUCUACAUGA